Alosa sapidissima (American shad) is the source of this 1537-nucleotide messenger RNA. It is a transcript of the gene rcvrn2, whose product is annotated as recoverin 2. The record is from RefSeq and is a predicted model, not a curated record. The coding region runs from base 225 to 803 and encodes 192 amino acids. The transcript is spliced from 3 exons. Lineage: Eukaryota; Metazoa; Chordata; Actinopteri; Clupeiformes; Clupeidae. Gene Ontology annotation, molecular function: calcium ion binding.
UCUUGGGAACUUAUGAUUCCCUCAGUAGUUAUCACUGGUAGGUCCAGCAAGUGAACGGUCAGUCGAUCCGGAAAGCCUUGUGCACUGCAACUUGUCUGGACUAGAGGUCUGAUUUCUGAGACAGUGAAGAAGAUUCAACUUGGGUAGACCUGAGUGGACUUUUUUCCCCCCUCUGAUAGCAGGCUUCACCAAAGGGUGCGCCAACUCCACAUCCACAGCACAAGAUGGGAAACUCAAAAAGCAGCGCCAUGUCUAAGGAGAUCCUGGAGGAUCUGAAGCUGCACACCAAAUUCUCAGAGAACGAGUUGUCCCAAUGGUACGAGAACUUCCAGAAGACGUGCCCCAGUGGACGCAUCAACCCAGAAGAGUUUGAGGCCAUCUACGCACGCUUUUUCCCUGAUAGUGAUGCAAAGACAUACGCUCAGCAUGUCUUCCGUUCCUUUGACACCAACGAUGAUGGAACACUGGACUUCAAGGAGUAUAUCAUUGCCCUACACAUGACCUCAGGUGGAAAGACACAGCGGAAACUAGAGUGGGCUUUCUCACUGUUCGAUGUGGACAAGAAUGGCUAUAUCACCAAGUCAGAAGUGGGAGAGAUCUGCCAAGCCAUCUUCAAGCUGAUCCCCAAAGAAGACCAGGAAAAACUCCCAGCAGAUGAGAACACCCCAGAGAAGAGAGCAGAAAAGCUGUGGUCAUAUUUCAACAAGAAGGACAAUGAACGCCUUGCGGAGGGUGAAUUCAUCCAAGGGGUGCUGGAAAAUGAAAAUGCAUUACGUCUCAUUCAGUACGAACCCAUGAAAUGAACACCACCUUUUCGUCCUCUUGCUCUGUAUCGUUCUUCCCUCUGUGGUUCAGGCAUGCCAUCACUUCCAUCAUCUUCAUUUUGCAUGCAUGUGUUCUCUCCCUCUCUCCAAACUCUUUUCAUUGUGUCCCUUUGUUUCGCUGUGACAGAUUUAUCAUGGUUAUGCACAUGAGCCAAACCAUAGACAGUCAAUGCUUUUUACGGCUUACUGCUGGUGUCAUAGGCAACAUAUUCACAGAGCAUAUAGGUAUGAACCAAAUAAAAUGCAGUCAUGCUCGGUGCUUGCUUUACAUUCACUGUUCAGGGACAGGGCUGCCAGACCGAGCUUACACUUCAAGAUAUUGUCAUAUACAGUUGGAAACUAUGUCAUUUGUGGGUCAGUAAUACCAGGUGUGUAAAUUAUAAUGACAAAUGAAAUGUUAAGAUAAUGUUAAGUAACAUGUUAAUGUUAAGCCACAGAACAGUUUCAUUAUAAUUAAAGUUAAGUAACAAAUCUUGAUUCGGCUGAUUAGGUCCUCUUGUGAUACCAAUGCAAACUCAUACAAGCCUUUUCUGCAACUGAUUAUAAAGGGUCAGGCUAUUAUACUAAAAGACAAAAAAAUCAUUACAGAUGUAGAUCAGCCAUUAGAAUGUUGAAAUGUUAGCUAAGGCUAUAGUAUUUUUAUUUUUCCAGAAUCUUUGUUUUUAAAACGAUAGGCAUUAAAACCUAUAAUAAAGUUUUCCGAUAAACUGUCA